UCGAGUUGAAUCAAUUUUUGAAGAGAGAUGGGCUGCAUUGUUGCAGGAAUAUCCUAAUGUCACUAGUUAUUUGCAAUGUUAUCUUUAUCCAUGUAGAGACUUGGGUAUUUCAUAUAAUAGUAUUAUUAAAAAUAAUGUUAAUGGGUCAUCUUUACUUACGGAGCUUGAGCAUACAAUUAAGAGGUUAUUAGCAAAAGAGAGCAAAUUUAUAAAGUUAAAUGAAACCAUUGGUAAGCUUUCUGUAAGUCAAGAUGAAGAUUAUCAUAAUCAUUACUUUAAAGAAGUUGACAUAUCAUAUCAAUAUUUCUUAGCACCAGCAAUUCUUAAACUCCAACGACAUGAAAUAAAUCGCAACAUGCAUUAUCGAUGUCAUCUAUCUAAUUUGGAAUAUGAACUUAAGCCAUUUUCCCAAAAGGACAUUUUCCCAAAAACCUUAAACAGAGUAACUGUUGAAUCACCAAGAGGCAUAUUUUUUGAAGAUAUGUUUGAUGCAUGUGUGAUAGAACUCGCGCAGUUAAUUGUAGAUUUAGAUCCAACAAGAAUACGUGAACUUUGGCGUAUUUCUUCUAUUAAUAAAAAAAGCAAGCAUUUUAUUGUAUUAUAUGAUAACGCUAUGCAUCUGUGUACAUGCUUGACAUUAAUUAAUUAUGGUCUUGUAUGUCGUCAUUUUUUUGCAACAAUGCUUAUUUCUUCAAUUGCUAAAUUUUAUAUUGGAUUUUUACCACGGCGUUGGUAUACAAAUGUAUCAGUUAUGGAGGCAGAUUCAACACUUUCAAAUGUACCAGCAAUUUCAUUGUUAUCAAAUAAUGGAUUUGGUACAGUAGAACAUGCA
Molecule: messenger RNA, 832 nt
Organism: Funneliformis caledonium
Lineage: Eukaryota; Fungi; Glomeromycota; Glomeromycetes; Glomerales; Glomeraceae
Source: the annotation of a GenBank genome assembly